GUACUUUAUACGAUUAGAGAUAAAUGUAUGAUCGUCAAGUAUGUAAGUUUGAUUCAGAUGAAUAGUUUGUUGUUUUUUUUGGUCAUGCCAGACUGCAGUAGUUAGAUCUAGAACUUAGUCAAUUCAAUAUUUGAGGAAUACGUUUUACUUUUCUCUACUUGGCUUCAAUAAAGGAAUAUCUGCAUAUGAGGACUAUAAUAUUCAACACAAUUUAAGGCAUACUUAAAUAUUUUAUCUUAUAAAUUUGCCAACUGAAGCACAGCUCUACAAUAUCAAACAUUACGGACACUCUAUGAUGCUCGGGAAGUCUCAUUUAUAAUUUCAAAACCAACGAUUGAAAAUGAGCUCAAAUCCUCAUCCAUAUCUAUCAUCAUCGUCUUUCAAUUUCACCAAAUCUGGUUCCUGCACAACACAGGGACGCAGACAAAGCUUGCAACGACAUUCAAUUUCAAAUGAAACAAGAAGGAACAGUAACGGCAAUGGUAACAAAUUAAUUUUAGAAACUGGAGACACCGCAUUGCUUGAUGAAAAAACAGAAAACUCAGGCGGAGGGGAGGUAAUGAAAUUUUCUCAAAUGCCACACAGAAGCAAGUACACCCUUUUUAUGUUGGCUGUCGCUAAUUUUGGUGCAGGAUGUGCUUACUCUUUACCAGCACCUUUCUUUCCGAGAGAGGCAACAAAGAAAGGUGUUUCCUCGACAUUGAUUGGUCUUGUGUUCAGCUGCUACCAGCUAGUCAUCGUUUUAACAAGUCCUCUAAUUGGGAAUUUUAUAACUCAAAUUGGUGCCAAAUUUACAUAUGUUAUUGGUAUAAUGUUAGCAGGGGUAUGUGCAAUUCUUUUUGGUUUUCUAGGUCAAGGACCGCCUGGUACACCAUUUAUUGUCAUGUCAUUUUUAGUGAGGGCAGUAGAGGCUAUUGGUGUGGCUGCUUUCUCAACAGCAAGUUUUGCUAUUGUUUCAAAUGAGUUUCCUUAUCACAUUGGCUCAGUCUUUGCAACACUUGAGACUUGUGUUGGUAUUGGCCUAAUGAUUGGUCCAACUAUUGGUGGAGCUUUAUAUGAGCUUGGUGGGUUUGGAAUGCCAUUUUGGAUAAUUGGUGUCAUCAUUUGUAGCAGUGGACUCACAAUCAUGAUCUGUCUACCCGAGCUUCAAGAUACUCUUAAACAAAAGAAUGGUUCAAUAUUGUCCUUAUUUAAAAGUGUUAAGGUCUGGGUAUCCAGUCUGUCUAUAUUUGCAGGAGCUUGUGGAAUUUCAUACUUAAACCCAACACUCUCAGAUCAUUUGGAUCAGUUUGGUCUUUCAACACUUCUAGUUGGCCUGUUUUUUAUAAUAUGUCCAGGUUUACAUGCCAUAUUGGCUCCAGUGUGGGGAUACAUCAGUGACAGGAAAGACAUUCAGUCACCCUUACUGAUUUUUGGAAAUCUGGUCGGCACCAUAGCAUUUUUAUCUGUUGGACCAACACCACUUCUACCUUUUUUACCUAGAGAUCUUUGGGUAGUUGCUGUGGGUCUUAUAUUAUUUGGACUAACCAUUGGAUGCUCUAUAGUGCCAACUAUGAAAUGUUUAGUCAUAGGAGCCAGAGAGCUUGGAUUUCCAGAUAAUCUAAGUACAUUUGGAAUGGUCUCUGGACUUUUUAAUGCUACCUACUGUUUGGGUGCCUUUAUUGGACCAACUGUUGGUGGAGCUCUUAUUGAAGAAGUUGGAUUUGCAUAUGGUUCAACAAUAAUUGCUGCUCUCUUUUUCUUUGUGAUGAUUGUAACUUCAGUCUACUUUGGUGUCAGAAGACUAAGACACAAGUCAGACAUACAGAUGACUAAAUACACUGACCUCAGCUCUACCCCACAACAGACACUCUGGUCAAAUGAAGACACAGAGAUUACUGAGAGGUCCCCACUUCUAUUGGAUAAAUCCCAGAAAGAAACUCGAUUAACUUUUGAAUCAUCAUUUUCUUCGGCGUCUUUUUCACAAGAGAUUUGAACUAAAAUGUGACCCCUUGAUCUGUGUUGAUUAAUCAGUAUUCUCUCAAUUAUUUUUUAUUUGUACUCUAUUGCAUAUUCAAGUGAAUGCAACAAUUUUAAUUAUAUUGCUAACAAUACGAAAGUUGUGAGCAUAAAGUACUGAAGCAAUUAGUCCUAAGGCCUCAAAAGUGUGACUUAUGAAACAAUUCAUUUGUAUUUUUAUUUUCCCCCAACAGAUAUUGAAUUUGUUUUGGUGGUAUAAAAAGGUUUGGCUUACAAAUAAUCUGAAUAUUUAUAAGUAAAGUAGAUCUACGGAGAUGAUCUAGAAAAGUUACUGCACUAGCUCUGUGACCAGAAAAGCUAUUUAAAGACUUUCUGUUUAUCACAUUAUCCUCAUUCAGCAUAAUCAAAUAAGUCUCUCCAUGUACAGAACUGAAGUGCCUCUUUAUUGCCCCUUUAACCUUUCCAUUUUAGUAAGACAAAGAUAGUUGUAGACUUGACAGGAGCCUCUGGUCUUCCUCAAGAUGGCUAUAAGUUUUUAAACUGAAUUCUCUGCUCUUCCUUUAUGUGCUUCUUCCCCCUUCCCAUGCUGUGUUACUAUUUAGAGAAUCAAGCAGCAUUUUUCUCUGAUCACAAAGUAAGAAUAUUAUCAUGGUUAAAAUAUAGGUAAAAAUGUGAAACAGUGGAUAGGAAAAUCUAUUAGUUCAGAAUAAAAAUGAAAGCACAGAUCUUUUUGUCCAUUAUAUUGUGGAAAAAUUCUUGACUUGUAUCUUAAAGUUGUUUCUUCAGUAGUGAAGAAUAUGACAUCCUAGCUCAAACAGCCAGUCAGAUUAACUUUAAGAGUUAAUUACAGCUUGUUCGUUGAGCAUUAGGCUAAAAUUAAAAUAGGCCUAAUGAAUAUUUCUUACUUCGUUAAAGAGUUUUAUAAGGAAAUUCAUUUUAUGAUAAUCAGGAAUAAGUGUUGGCUCUAAUUUUAUGUUUUGUAUUGAAAAUUAAGCUAUUGUUUCUUUUAAUGUCUUAUAGUUAAAUUCUGUCUAAAACAUUUUUUUAUUGAUUCAAAAAGAAAUGUAGGCUCGAUCAAUACUUUUGUCUUUUGGUACAAUAUAUGUGUAAGUGUCCUGACAUUAAACAAUGUAAAAUUCUAUUGCCAACGUUA
Molecule: messenger RNA, 3112 nt
Organism: Biomphalaria glabrata
Lineage: Eukaryota; Metazoa; Mollusca; Gastropoda; Planorbidae
Product: MFS-type transporter SLC18B1-like
Exons: 14
Coding region: 341-1975 (544 amino acids)
Biological process (GO): transmembrane transport
Molecular function (GO): transmembrane transporter activity
Source: RefSeq, a predicted model, not a curated record